Papaver somniferum (opium poppy) is the source of this 879-nucleotide messenger RNA. Its product is annotated as protein PXR1-like. The transcript has 2 exons. The coding region runs from base 72 to 605 and encodes 177 amino acids. Lineage: Eukaryota; Viridiplantae; Streptophyta; Magnoliopsida; Ranunculales; Papaveraceae. The record is from RefSeq and is a predicted model, not a curated record.
UUCUGUUUCAUUUAUUAAUAGGCAAAGACCUACACUGGUAUGCCAAGGACAAGAAAUCCCAGGAGGCAGAUAUGGAAGCUGCAAAAGCCGAGAUACAAAGGAUCAAAGAAGAAGAAGAACAGGCAAUGCGCGAGGCUCUUGGUUUAGCUCCUAAGCGCAGUAAUCGACCUCAGGGUAACCGAUUAGACAAGCAUGAAUUCUCCGAGCUCGUGAAGAGAGGGUCUACUGCAGAAGAUUUGGGUGCUGGUCAUGCUGAAGCAGCUCAGGUUCAAGGUCUUGGCUUUGCAAGACCUCCCAAAGGCACUUUUGAAGAAUCAAGCUCUCUUCCACACAGCCAAAAAGCGGUUCCCACUGAAGUGGUGAAUGAAACAACGCAAAAACCACCUGUCCAAGAAAGUGAAGAUGAAGAUGAAAGCCGAAAGAAAAGGAAACGAGAAGAGAAGAGACAAGAAAAGCACGAGAGGAGACAUGAAAGACACGAGAAAAGACAUGAUAAACAUGAGAAAAGACACGAUAAACAUGAGAAGCGAAGGUCACGUGAUUCCGAUGACAAAAAGAGUUACAGAGGAGACAAGGAAAAGAGGAGGAGGCAUGAUUCUGACUGAUAAGAAAUUGUACCAAUCUCCUCCACCCAGUUCACCACUGUAUUGUUGUUCAUGUCAUUGUCGUCUUCUUUAAGAAUCUUUCAAUUGUUACCCUGAACUAAAUUUUCGAAUCUGUUCCUGUACUCCUCAGUUUAGGUCUUGUUUAACAUCCAAAUUGGGGAAUCUGACGCCAUGUUCUGGUUCACAACUUGCUCUGUAAGAAAAAGAACAACUUGUUGGAACAACGCAGUAUCUAAUGAUAAAGCAAAACAAAGUUCAUUGACUGAUCAAAAAA